AUGUCACUCAAGGCACUCGCGUUUGAGUUUGUUCCUGUUGCUCAUAGAGGCACAAGGAUGGUUCUCCUCUCAAUGUUUCCAACGUUUGAGGCUGCACUUGCAUGGGUGCGUUACCAGAUCGAGUCUCCUAGGUAUCUAUGCAUGAAAGGUAGAAUGAACGAUGCAAAUAAUAUUCUUGAGAAGAUAGCUCGGUUGAACCAAUCAAAACUCCCUCCUGGACAGCUUGUUCCUGAUAGUACAAUGGGUCUGGAUGAAGAAUCUGAAGCAUGA
This is a messenger RNA of Dovyalis caffra, 270 nucleotides long. NCBI's taxonomy places the organism in Eukaryota, Viridiplantae, Streptophyta, Magnoliopsida, Malpighiales, Salicaceae. The record is from the annotation of a GenBank genome assembly.